Messenger RNA from Ahaetulla prasina, 12910 nucleotides. It is a transcript of the gene NHS, whose product is annotated as NHS actin remodeling regulator. Gene Ontology annotation, biological process: cell differentiation; lens development in camera-type eye. NCBI's taxonomy places the organism in Eukaryota, Metazoa, Chordata, Lepidosauria, Squamata, Colubridae. The transcript is spliced from 9 exons. The record is from RefSeq and is a predicted model, not a curated record. The coding region runs from base 487 to 5253 and encodes 1588 amino acids.
UGCCUGCUCCUCCUCACAAAAGCUUUGGGCGAAUUCCUUUCUCCGGGUUUUCAAGCCAUCUUUUAAAAAUCCAUCCCGCUCUCUCGCGUUGAAAGCUGGAGCUGUGUCGGGAAACGAGAGACAGAAGGAGGAAGCUUGCAGAGAGCAGGGAAAAGAGGGAAGGAGGGAGCGAUUAGGGAAGCAAUCGAUAAACCGGAUCCAGAAGGUGGCCGGGGACGCGGCGCUGCGGUCGCUUUCCAAAAGCUAAAGGAUCCAGACGGUGAAGAAGAUCGCCAUGGAGGAAUAACGCGUCUGCUGAUGCCGGCUGUUAGCAAGUGAAGGGUUUGGGAGAGGCGGUGGAAGCAGCCCGCGAUCCCGCAGCCGGGUUGCAAAGAGCCCGGACAGUGGAAGCUCGCGGCUUGGACUGCUGGCUGUUGAGCUGGGAAGGAAGAAGCGGGCGGGGAAGCGGCGACAUCAACACAGAGUGUGACGCCGCAGGCUUUGGUCAUGCCUUUCGCCAAGAGGAUCGUGAAGCCCCGGAGGCUGUGCCGGCAGCAGCACAUCGCCUCGGUGCUAGACGAGUACUCCGGAGUCGAGCUUCCUCAGCCAGUGAGCUACCGAGAAGAGCCCGGGGAGGCGAUGGACGAGCCGGGGGAAGAGGUUCCGGCUGGGCUGGCUGCCGCGCUACCCGCCGAGGGAAAGGAGAACCAGGAGGCGGCGGCGCUGAUGCUUUUGGAUCUGUGCUCGGUCAGCAAUGUGGCUCUCUCGCGGAUCCUCCGGCAACUCUCCGAUGUGGCCAAGCACGCCUGCACCCUUUUCCAAGAAAUCGAGAGCGAGAUCCAGCUCACUCACCGCAGGGUCCAGGCGCUCCACAGCCGGAUUGGCGGCGUCCAAACCAUUUUGCACAAUUUGGAUCCCAAGCAGGAGGCAGUGCCUGUCUCAAACCUGGAUGCAGAAAGCAAACUGAAUGUGUAUUAUCAUGCCCCUUGGCAUCAGGAGAGAAACAUAUUCCUUCCUUCCACCAGACCAGCAUGUGUAGAGGAGCUGCAUCGCCAUGCCAAGCAGAAUUUGAGAGCCUUGAGGAAGGAGCAUCGAAACCAGGGUAAUAACCAAGAGCAAAAAACUGUGAACCGAACUGUGGUAGCUCCCCCUUUUCCCACUUUUCCUGUGAUCCACACUAAGAAGGAAAAAGAGACUAAGGACCAUCACUUGCUAAAAUUUUAUAGAACCCGCUCAUCUUCCCCUACUGAGUGUUGCCACAUGACCCCAUGGAGUAAAAAGUCCCACCACCCUUCGGAGGAAGAAGAUACAGAUAUCAUGUUAGGACAGAGGCCAAAAAAUCCAAUACACAAUAUACCUUCUACACUGGAUAAACAAACAAAUUGGAGCAAAGCACUACCCCUCCCAACUCCAGAGGAGAAAAUGAAACAAGAUGCCCAAGUGAUUUCCUCUUGUAUUAUCCCCAUCAACGUCACUGGAGUUGGUUUUGACCGAGAAGCUAGUAUACGCUGCUCACUUGUUCACUCCCAAUCUGUGCUGCAACGAAGACGAAAACUGAGAAGGAGAAAAACCAUCUCAGGCAUCCCCAGAAGAGUCCAACAAGAAAUAGAUUCUGAUGAAUCACCAGUAGCAAGAGAACGGAAUGUUAUUGUGCAUGCAAAUCCAGACUUCUCUAAUAACAUCAACAGGAGAUCAGGUACCCGAGACUCUGAGUGCCAAACAGAAGAUAUUCUCAUUGCUGCUCCAUCCCGGAGAAGAAUACGAGCUCAGAGGGGUCAAAGUGCAGUAGCUUCACUGUCUCAUUCAGCUGGCAACAUAUUGGUGCUGACAGAUAAUGGUGACUCUAUGUUUACAUCAAUGAGCAAUCGUGUUCGAUCAAGGAGUCUUCCUCGUGAAGGUGCUAGAGCCAAUGAAAAAGAUCACAAUAAUGGUGCCAAAAUUUCAGCAUAUGAGGCAGAACACUUUUUAACAAAUCAAGAACGAAUCUCCGCAAAGAAUAAGGAUGCUAUUAAUAACCACUGUUCACAGGAACACCAUCCCAGGGGCUUAGCUUGUUCCCAGCAUUUUCAUAGUCCAGAUCAUAACUCAAAUGAAAGAGGGAGGUCAAGGUUAUCAAGGAUAGUAGAUUCUGGAAGUUGUGAUAUUUCUUCAAAUUCUGAUACCUUUGGAAGUCCAAUUCACUCUAUCUCCACAGCUGGGGUUCUUCUCAGCAGUCACAUGGACCAGAAAGAUGAACAUCAAUCAUCCAGUGGAAACUGGAGUGGAAGUAGCUCAACAUGUCCUUCCCAAACAUCUGAAACAAUUCCUCCUGCUGCUUCACCUCCACUGACAGGUUCUUCACACUGUGAUUCAGAAUUAUCACUGAACAUAAUUGAACACUACGGUGAACAUAAAAUUAGAGGUCACAGGGCAAGUUCUUUCACUUCUGAUGUGCUAGAUGACCCUAACAAUAGCAACACAAGUGACAGUGAGUGGAAUUAUUUGCAUCAUCAUCAUGAUGCAUCCUGCCAUCAAGAUUUCAGCCCAGAACAUCCCAAGACUGAUAGUCUGGGCUGUCCGAGUUUUACAAGCAUGGCCACUUAUGACAGUUUUGUAGAGAAGACUCCAUUGGAUAAAGCAGAGACUAGCUCACAUUUUUCAGUCGAUACUGAAGGCUACUAUACCUCCAUGCACUUUGACUGUGGACUCAAAGGAAAUAAAAGUUAUAUUUGUAACUAUGCAGCUGUGGGCUCUGAAAAUUGCCAGAAUUCAAGUUUUGCUUCCAAUUUCACUCACUGUAAUUGGCAAGAUUAUAUGGAUCAUAGGAAGCAAGGGAAACCAGGCAUAUCUCUAAAGAAACCAAAGGCAAAGCCAGCCCCACCAAAACGCAGUUCAUCUUUAAGGAAAUCUGACACUAGAACAGAUAUUUCAGAGAAGAAAGAACCAAAGAUAAGUAGUGGGCAGCAACAUAUGCCUCAUACUUCCAGAGAAAUGAAGCUGCCCCUCGAGUUUGCAAACACACCUUCAAGGGUAGAAAAUACUAGCCUGCCAAGUAAACAGAAACCUUCCUGGCAUAAUCAGGAUGAAAAUGACGUAAAGGGCCUCCCAUUUGAUUCCAUGGAUAUUGUAUCAUUUAAAGAUGAAGGUGCUGAACAAUCUCACUAUGCAGAUCUCUGGCUUCUAAAUGACUUGAAAUCUAAUGAUCCCUAUAGAUCUUUAUCUAAUUCAAGCACUGCUACGGGUACUACGGUCAUAGAAUGCAUAAAGUCACCAGAAAGUUCUGAAUCUCAAACAUCACAGUCUGGAUCAAGAGCCACCACUCCUUCUCUUCCUUCUGCUGAGAAUGAGUUUAAGUUGGCAUCCCCAGAAAAACUGGCUGGUUUAGCUUCUCCUUCAAGUGGCUAUUCCAGUCAGUCAGAAACCCCAACAUCAUCAUUUCCAACAGCAUUUUUUUCUGGUCCCCUAUCUCCAGGAGGGAAUAAAAGAAAGCCAAAAGUACCAGAACGGAAAUCCUCAUUACAACAAUCUUCUAAAGAUGGCAACAUAUUUUUAAACAAAGACUUAGAACUUCCAAUUAUACCUCCUACUCAUCUUGACCUAAGUGCUCUUCAUAAUGUUUUGAUUAAACCAUAUGCUCCCAGACCCCAGCUGCAUGCUUUUAACAAUAAUAAAUCAAAUAUGAUAGAAGAAGUACUGAAUUCUAAUUCUUCACCAGUUCUUGCUAUUACACCUUCAGUGCUGAAGUCAGUACAUCUUCGAUCAAUUAAUAAGCCUGAAGAAAGGAGACAGAAAGACAAUCCAGAUUUUCUACCCAUUCAAGAACAUAGUUUUGUAACUGCUAUUUCUUCAUGCAAAAUGAAACCACAUGUAAGUAAGAAGCAAAUGUCACAUCAGUUCUUCAUGGAAGAUGCCAUAGUGUCUUAUAUCAAUCCCUCCCCAGUACAGAUAAGCCCAGAACAGCUACUAGGAGAAGAUAGUUUAACCUUUAGUGAAAGAAAUAUCUGUCAAGAGAAUCUAAACUCAUUAGUAGAGAGUGUUCCAGCAGCUAAGAGUGUACCAGAUCAAAUACAUUCAGUACAUGGGAUUUUGUUAGAGCAUACAACUAAUAAAGCUUGUGGGUUUUCUGAAUUUCCACAAGGCACAACAGUUUUUCCAAGUAAUCUUGAAGGCAAAAUUACUUGUGGAUCAGAACAGAAUAAGAGCAUUAACCCCGUGCAGUCUCCAUAUGAAUUACCUGCACACUGUGAACAAAAGUCAAAAUAUGAACCACUACAUGAAGAUAUUCCUCGGUCUGACUCCUUAACUUGGGGAGCAGAUACUUGUUAUCAGCUGAAGCAUCAGCUUGAUAUAAGCCAACGUGAUGACAAAGUGCCUGAGAAUAUCAAUUAUGAACCAGAGAUCUCAAAUAUAGAUUCACUAAGUGAAAAAUGCUCUGAAAAUGAUAUCAUGUCAGGUAUUCCAACCAAAAGUGCCUCAGAUGACAGUGAUAGCAGAGCAGCUGAGACACAAGAAACUACAGAAGAUGAUACCUUAAAAGAAUCUUUUGUGAGUGAUGAUUCUAUAAUCUCACCCAUAAAUGAGGAUUCUCAAAUUGAAGUAGAAGAGUUUUUGAUGUCUCCAAAUAAACCGCGAACAACAGAGGAUCUGUUUGCAGUAAUUCACCGGUCAAAAAGGAAAGUGCUCGGAAGAAAAGAUUCUGGAGACCUUUCUUCAAGAAACAGACUGAAAGCUUCAUCUAGUAGUAAUAGUGUAUCUUCUGUCAGCAACACCUCACCUGCAACUAAUAUUCCCCUCAAUACUACCAAUGUGGGAAGUCCAGCAUGCAGCCAGAGGUCUCCUGGACUUAUUUAUCGGAAUGCCAAAAAGUCCAGUACAUCAAAUGAGGAAUUUAAACUACUGCUCUUGAAAAAAGGUAGUCGGUCUGAUUCUAGCUAUAGGAUGUCAGCCACUGAGAUACUAAAGAGUCCUAUUUCUCCCAAAUCUCCCGGAGAACUAAUUGGGGAUAUUCUUCAAACUGCAGAUGAACCCUUCCAAGCCUCAUCAAGAGCUGAGGCAUUAGCUCCUCUCUCUCCUUGUCCCCCAAGGAUAAACGUAGAAGGGUUUUCUUCCAGAAGUUUUCCCACAUCAGCAUCUUCACGUGUAGGACGAUCACGAGCACCUCCAGCUGCAAGUAGUAGCCGAUACAGUGUCCGCUGCAGAUUAUAUAACACCCCAAUGCAAGCCAUUUCAGAAGGAGAGACAGAGAAUUCAGAUGGGAGCCCACACGAUGAUCGAUCUUCUCAAAGCUCAACAUAAGUUACCUAAGGGUCUGAGCAAAAUUCUGACUGUUAAAUGGGGGAACUCUGCAUUUGCUAAGCUCAUUUCACUUUAAAAAGCCUAUUCUGUAGCAGUCAAAUACCUUGCAAGGCAAUAUGUGAUGCUUGAAAAUGUUAAAGAGUGCUGAAAGAUGGGGUUAAAUGAUCUGUAGGUAUUUAUUACAACCCAUUUUCUAUGACUAGAAAUAUAUGGUUAACCUUUAAUUCCUCCCCACCUUUCUUCUUUCCACCCUCAAUGUAAAUUUAUCCAGUUUUCUAUAUUCCUUUUUUCUCUUCAGAAACAUUACAUUACUGUUGUGCUUCCCUAGGGAUAGCAUAAAUAAAGUUGGUGAGGAAUUAGUAUUUUUUUACAUUAAAAUGAAUUGAAACAAAAUAGAAUGGACAAAACAGAUGUACAUUUCUGUAUUUUUGAUAAGCAAAUGUAAAUAAAAUUAUUGCAGAGAAAAAUGUGGUGGGUGACAAAUGAAAACUAUCUUAUAUGAUAACAAAGGAUAAAGAUAUGGUAAUGUAUUCUGUGAAUACAAUUUUCAGAUCAAAUUUAUUUACAUAUCAAUCACUACCACUAUUAAAUAAUUAAAGCCUCUAACAUAACUUGGAUUAGUGGAAAUCCUAUUAAUAAAAACUAUGAAAUUAAGUAAUAUCUGAUUUUCUUUGACAAUGUCAUUCCAAGCAAGCUAAUUUUAAAAUGAAUUCUUUGAAAAGAGGCUAAUUGAUAAAUACUACAAUGUUUAAAAAUCAGGUUUUCUGCUCUGGCUUCCCCCUCUUAAGAAUUCUGAGAAGUGUAGCUUUGUGGAAUUUUUUUGGUAUAUCAAAAAUUGUGUCACUUUUGACUGAUUUCUUCAUUUGUCACUUAAAACAAGUUUAAAGUUCUUUAAAGUUUGUUGCCAUUCUUAUUUCUUCAUUUAGUUUCUUUCCUUGUCAUCCUCCACUUCUUUACAUACUGCAGUUAUCUUAGGAAAUCUUUGUGUUGGUUUUCAGAUUUCUGUUGGAUGAUCUUCUCUGAAAUUACAAUCUAAUAAAAAUAUUAUUUCUUGAAUACUUAUAAACAAGGUAUUGCACUGAACAUGAGGACUGCAAAGGAACUACAAAAGCAGAAAAAUUAAAGAAAGAAUCUAAAGCUCAUAUAAAUAGCCAUAGAUUUAAAAAAUGGGAAAAAAAGGUUUAAAAUAAAGGAAAAUAGACAAUCAGCUAAAUAUUCAUUUGUUAUUAAAACAAUAGAAGAAGAAAAAUGAAAUAGAGGAAAAAAUGAGGUUUAAUAGCAAUAGUGUGUUAACAAAAUACAAAAUAUGAAAAAUAAAUGCAAAGAUCAGCCUUAAAAGUCAACUUACAAUUGAAAUAAACUAGCAUUAAUUGGCAAAAUCCAAACAGAACAGUGAAUUUUAAGAACUAAUUAGAUACUUGACAGACACAUACAAAUAUGCAUGCGCGCGCGCCCGCACACACACACACACAGAAAAACUCAGAGAUACAAAUAAAACCUGCUAUUAUCCUAAGACAAAAACUUUUAAAGUGACAUUUUGAACUAGCUCAGAGAUUGAGAAUUUAAUACUAAAUUAAUAGGGGUUUUUUAUUUAAAUUUGAGCCUUGAGUAACUGAAUCCUAGGCUAUGCUCAAUCCCAUUUAUUCCAUUUUAGUUAAUCUAUCCUGAAAUUUGAUGAACCUGCUAAAAUAAGUCAGCUGUAUUUGAAUAAAUAUAUUAAGAAUUGCACUGUUAUGCAGCAGUCUUCAACACCGCGAGUUAGCAAAUACUAUUGAAGUUCAAACAUUUUUAUUCAAUUAAACAAUUUGCCUUCCAUUUCCUUCUCAGUGAAUAGACUGAUAACCAUUUAUUGUUCUUGUUUUUUUUAACCUGGGAAUCAAAUCUCCUCUUAUUAAGAGCUGUGGUGGCACAGUGGUUAGAAUGCAGUACUGCAGGCUACUUCUGCUGACUGACUGCAAUUUGGCAAUUCAAAUCUCACCAGGCUCAAGGUUGACUCAGCCUUCCAUCCUUCCGAGGUCAGUAAAAUGAGGACCCAGAUAUUGGGGGCAAUAUGUUGACUUUGUAAACCGCUUAGAGAGGGCUGUAAAGCUGUAAAGCACUGUGAAGCAGUAUAUAAGUCUAAGUGCUAUUGCUAUUUAUAUGUGAGGAACCUACAUCUGCAGUUCUUUGAGGAAAUCCUUAAGUUGGCUUUCAGAUUUCUGUUGGAUGGUCUUCUCUGCAACUGCUGCAAAAUGAUGAUGAGGAUGAUGAUGAUGAUAUUUUGAGUAGUUAGAAACAAGGAAUUGCACUGAACUUGCAGACUGCAUAGAAACUACAGUAGAAACAUUAAAGAAAAUCUAGAUUUUUAAUUUUAUCCAGUCAUAUUAUACCAUAUAGUACAGUACAUAUAAUAACUCUUUGCAUAGCUACUAUAAUCCAUAGUAUUGGAGCUGCAGUCAUGCCUACUGCAAUAUGCUUAUAAUGGCAAAUUUUAUUUGCAUUAAGAGAAUAAAUUUGUUAUUACAAACUCAGGAAAAAUAUUUUUUUUUUUAAAUUACAAAACAAAAUCCCAUUUAUAUCAGGAUCUUUCUUUACUGCUCCUUUACUAUCAUAGGACUGCCAAGAUUCUGGAUUUCUGAGUUGUGUUUUAUAGGCAAGCAACACUUUACUAUAGGGCUGGAAAUUUAAUUAAGAAGUUUUUCUUUAAAUUGGGACUGUGUCAAUCAUCAGUAACAUUUAUACACUUUGCCUUAAAUUCCUCAUUCCAUAACAGCUAGACAAUAAUUUGAUCUGGAUAUCUGCAGAUUUGGCUCAUUGCUUGUACAGACCACCAUGAGCUCUGCCUUUAGUUCUCCGCCUAUCGAUAAUGUAUCCAUCAUUUUUAUCUGUUUCAUAGGAUUGCUGUGAGGAUCAAAUGGGAAAGCUCCUUAGAAGAAAGUUGCGUAGGCUACAAAGGUGAUUAAAUAGUGUGAUUAAUAUUUCUCUUAUGUGCAAGCUAUUGAAGAACAAUAAAAUAUAUUGCUUUCUAAUUCCUUUGAUAAUGUCACUUUGUUCAUCAUCUUGUAGACUUAAUAAUUCAGUGUUUCAGUUCUAAAAAAGAACUACAAUUCCCAGAGUUCUUAGGGGAAGCCAUAUCCAAUGAACAGAUAUGAGAGCUAUAGUGCCACCAUAACUAUUAGCAUUGGUGUUUGGAAUGAAAAACACAUGUAAAAAGGACAGUAGAAAUAACAUUUUUAAAAAACCUUUUAAGAAAAAAUGUUAGGUAUCCAGCUUUUUUUAUAUUUGGCACUUAAUAUGGCCAGUGAUUAUCGUUGUUUCAUACUACUAUGAAAUUGCUAGGGAAACCUAGCAAUGCUCUGAUAAAUAAAACAAAAUUAAUUUCAGGUUCAUAGCUAAGUAACUGUUAAGCAUGCAACAAAUGCUAUUGAUUCACAAAUAAACUGCACAAUAAUAAUUCAAUGAAACUUUGUAUGGACAACAUUCAUCCUACCUGAAUAUUUAUGAAAACAACACUGUGAAAAAAAUAAGAACUAGGCAUAUGUAUGCAUUCUUUAUACAUCUUAUAAACAUGGAAUGGAGAAAGUCUCUGAUUCAUAUUGCUCAGUUACUUUCUAGAUUUUAAAUCUAGAUUUAACUAAAAAUGUUUACAAUACUAGGAAAGAAGUCCAUAGUAGAUGGGAUGCAGAAGAAAUCAGAGCAAAUAUUAUGACUAAAUGAAAGCAGGGGAAAGCUGGAUUAUUUGAAGUUGCUUGAAAUUUUUUGUUAGAAGACAAAAAACAGUUAGAAGUAUGCUGGUGGAUCAAACUACAGUAGGGAUUUUUAAAAGUCAUCUCUAUAUCUUUUCCCAAGAUAUAACACAUCAGUUUGCCAUGUGUAACCUGCUCUAAAAUGAAUUAUUUGAAUUGGGUUGUAAAAUGCAGUUUAUCAAACUGGAGAACUAAUUAAAGCAGAAUUUAGGAAGAAAGAUUUUGAAACUAUUUUGGGAUGAAAUGUAUUCUCAAGUUCUGACUAAGUCCAGUAACUGAUUUAAGUAAAUAGUCAGUAGUAGAGAAAUGUAGCUCCUGGGGAAGGUGGCUUCAAACAGACGUAAAUUCUUGUAGGAAUCUAGGAAAAGUAAAAAUCGGGAGGAUUAUUUCUUACAAUGUUCACAAUAAGUAGUGAGAACAUUAACUUUAAAUAUUGAGCAAAUUAUUGCAUAUAUUCCUAAUAACUAUUUUUUCCUUUAUAACAGAUUGAUAAAAACACACAGUAUUUUUUUUAGACUUAAAUCCUACAGUAUUGUGGGGGGGAAUAAAAGAAUGGCUAGCAUGUGUACAGAAAGAUAUGUGAAUAGGGUGCUUGCUUAAUUCUAAGUUUUGCCAUGUAGGCAAAGUAUUUAGUUGAGUUUAUUUGCAUAGGUGAACCAGGAUAUCAUGCUAAACUAUCAUAGUAGUUUGGGAUUGGUUAGUUAGGAGAACAAUAAUUGAGUGAAAUAGAUUACGUAGUAUUGGAAAAGCAGUGUUGUAGAGUGAUUAACGUGUUGGGUUAGGACCAGGGAGACCACAUUUCUAAUUAUUCUUUGGUUAUGGUAGCUCAAUCGUUGACUUUGGGCUGAUCAGUUUCUUUCAGUCCAACUCUCUGAAAGUACUGAGUACAAUGCCUUGAGCUCCUAAACGAACGGCAUGGUAGAAAUAUAACAAACAAAUGAUAUUAAUGUGCAAUAAUUGUAGCUAACUAAUGAAAGCAGAAUUUAGGAAGAAAGGUUUGAAAGUAUUUUGAGAUGAAAUUUAUUGUUAAGUUUAGACUAAGUCCAGUAACUGAUUUAAGUAGGUAGUCACUGGUAGAGAAAAGUAGCUCCUGGGGAAGAUGGCUUCAAACAAGUAAAUUCUUUUAGGAAUCUAGAAAAAGUGAAAAUCAGGGGAGGAUUAUUUCUUACAAUGCUCAUAAUAAACAGUAAGAAUACUUACAAUAAGUAGUAGGUUGUCAAAAAGGAAGUGAAAGAGAAUGUGUUGGAAGGAGAGAAAGAUUAAUGUCGCUUUAAAAAAAUAUCACACAAUUGGUAUGCAAGGCCUUUAAGAUCACUUUCCCUAAGAUGACAAGAGCUAUUUUACUAUUUGAUUUGAAGGUUGAUUAUGUCUCUUAAUGCUAAAGUGAGAUAGCAUCAAUUACAAUACUAUUCUCAUUUAGGAUCAGAAUGCCAAAUCUGUUCAAUAAAAAUGCUACAUAAUGUAUAUUAAAAGUUAAAUUGGUUUGUUCAAAAUGCAAGACCUAUAAGUUUCAUCCAGGCAACUUAUGCAGUUAUUGGUAUAUCAAACCAGAGUUCCCUAACCUUUUCAGCUUUGUGGACUGGGGGGGAGGGCAGGGAUGGUUCUGUGUGAGUGGCCAGCAAGCACACAUGCACACGCAGGUCCAUUUGUGCAAACGGCAGGCACACAUGCCUGCUGCUUGCACAAAUGGAGUGCAUACACUUGCCUGCUGCUCGUGCAAGUGGGGAUGUGCAUGUGCACAAACAGCGCUUUCGCAGACCAGUUCUGAAUGAUUCAUGGUAGUAGUGGGCCACGCUCUGGGGUUUUGGAAACCCCUGUAUCAAACGAUUCCAUAUAAACAUUACAGACUUAUUCCUCUGAAAUACAGAAUUUGAACGAAAGACAGAUAAACAAUUCUAUGUGAUGCUCACAAAAAUAUCACAACCUCUUACUUUGUUUACAUACAAAAUCUAUAACAAAGCAUUUCUAUUUUCUAUUUAUAACAAUAAAGCCCAAGUUAUGAUGGAUUAUAAAUCUACUUUAAAAAACUAGUUUUGUUAUUAUUUGCUAACUCAGAUUGAGCACUCUGUUACAGGCAUCUGAAGUUCUGAUUCUUCCUAUUAUUAUUAUUAUUAUUAUUAUUAUUUAUUAUAUUUGUAUACCGCCCAUCUCCCGAAGGACUCAGGGCGGUUCACAGCCAAAAAACAACAGAAAACAUAUAAUACAUAUAAACAGCUAAAAGAAUAGACAGUUAAAUUCAAUUGAUGCCCUAAAACUAUAAGUAUAAAUUUUAAAACCUCAUUUAAACCCCUUUUUUUAAAAAUCCCAAUUUAAAAACUACGUUCAAGCUAGUCCUGCUCUUCGAAAUAGUAACGUCUUCAGCUCGCGGCGGAAGGACCUGAGAUCGGGGAGUUGACGAAGCCCCAGAGGGAGCUCGUUCCAGAGGGUAGGGGCCCCCACAGAGAAGGCCCUCCCCCUAGAGGUCGCCAGCCGACAUUGUUUAGCUGACGGUAUCCGGAGGAGGCCCUCUCUGUGAGAGCGCACUGGUCGGUGAGAGGCUAAUGGUGGCAGUAGGCGGUCCCGUAAAUAUCCCGGCCCUAGGCCAUGGAGCAUUUUAAAGGUGAUAACAAGUACCUUGAAGUGAACCCGGAAGACCACCGGGAGCCAGUGCAGACUACGCAGGAGGGGUGUUACAUGGGAGCCACAAGGUGCUCCCUCUAUCACCCGCGCAGUCGCAUUCUGGACCAGUUGGAGUCUCCGGGUACCCUUCAAGGGGAGCCCCAUGUAGAGAGCAUUACAGUAGUCCAGGCGGGAUGUAACAAGGGCAUGAGCGACCGUGCAUAAGGAAGCCCGAUCCAGAAAGGGGCGUAACUGGCGUAUCAGGCGAACCUGAUGAAAAGCUCCCCUGGUGACGGCUAUCAUAUGAUCUUCUAAAGACAGCCGUGCAUCCAGGAGGACGCCCAGAUUACGAGCCCUCUCUGUGGGGGCCAAUAGUUCGCCCCCAAUGGUCAGUGAUGGAAUUAGCUGACUGUACCGGGCCGCCGGCAUCCACAGCCACUCGGUCUUGGUGGGAUUGAGUCUGAGUCUGUUCCUCCCCAUCCAUUUCAUCAUUCCUAUAAAAUCAGGGAGAAGCAAAAUUUACCAUAUAGAAUAUUAAUAUCCAUUAACAAUGUGAGCAGCUUCUGCUGAUAGAGUGUGCUGAUAAAAAAUAUCAAAGACCACAAUUAUCUAGGAAUAAGCUUCACUGAAUACAUGUUUAUGUAAAUGUUUAUAAAGUUUUGCUGCACAAGUAGGACGUCUUCAGAACCCUCCAAAGAGACAAAGCUUAACAUCUCAUCUUGAAACAGAGAAUAAAUCUAGAAACAUUUCUAAUUUAUGAAUCAUAAUUAUAACUUGUGAUUCUGUUGUUUGCACUGACGUUUCAGAGUAAGUUUGAAGUUAGGCAGUUGUUCAUUUGCUAACAUUUUCUUUUUUAAUAUUAUGGCAGCAUAGAGUAUUGAUUAAUUGUAGAAAUAAAGCAUAUGUGUGCAUUUGCCAAAGGUCAUGCUGAUAAGAGUGCAUUUGCUGCAAUUGUGGCAGAUUUAAAGAAAUAUCUAGGUUAUGACUUAAAAGUUUAAAAACUAAUUAAGGAGGUUACAGUGUAACUAUUUUGGUACUAGCACCAGUUCAUGCUGGCAGAAAAGACAAUGGUUUAUGGACUUGCAUCCACUUUGUAUUUUUGUAAUAUUUGUAAAUAGAACUUUUUAAAUUGUUUCUUUUUGUAAAAUGUUUUCAAAGUUUACAUUAAAACCAAGCCAGUUUGUAUAUUUUAGAACUGUGCAACAAUUUAAGUCUUGUAUUUAUUUUUAGUAAAACGGUGAUAGUUUCAGUGUGAAUCCCCUCUCUAAAAUGUGUCAAAAAAGGUCUGAUUAUCUAGGAAAUGUGUAUAGAAACUUCAAAUAAAUGUGACUGCA